AGUGAUGUUAGUCAUGUUGCGUGAAUGGUUCCGUUGGGACAUUGAAGAAAUUUUUUUUUAACCAAACGAAAGGAAACAAUAUCAUUAAUGUUGUAUAAACACACGUUUGUUUGAUACUUUAGCUACAUCGAAGGAUGAUCGAAUAACGUGACAUCAUAUCCAAACCGACGCUAACAUCCUGCGGUCCUUAGUACAACUGUGAUUAUCGUGUUAUAGACACCCGCGAUGCGUUACAUUACAUUAUUAUUGACGAUAUUUAUAUCGAAAUCUAUGUGUCUAACGCCACAGUGCAGAAAUGAAAAAGGCGAACCUGUUGAUUGGUUUUACAUGUACAAGUUACCCAGAGAGAAGAAUCAUCUGAACCCAUUGAUUCGUAAAGGAGUGGCGUAUAUGCAUCUCACGCCCUCAAAGCUGCGAGGAGGAUGGAUAAUGUCAGAUUUGUCUAUCAGCGAUCCACGUUCGAUGCUGGGUAGGACACUAUCGCCAUUGUAUCAGGAUAGGAACAUAAUUUCCGUGUUGUACAACGAUCAGCCGCCGGCCGGUGAAAAUCAGCCUGACGUUUUGCAGUCCGUUGCUGCUAUGUACUCGAAAAGUAAAAAAGGUACGGCGAAGCAAGCGGGCAUGAAGAAGUUCAAGAAGUUCAAGCUCGGCGAUAAGUACUACGACGAUUAUGACUUGGCGGAAAUGUGUAAAAUGCACUCCAAGUUCAUGAAAACGCGCGUCGAGAAUGGCCACACCAAGGGUGUGAUACUUGGCGACAAGUUUACUUCGCUUUGGCUGGUACAUUCAGUGCCCAGAUUCCCGCCAGUGCCAGACAUGCAUGGUUUGAACGUUAGUUCGUACGACUACCCAACUACUGGUAUGAAAUACGGACAGUCGUUUCUUUGUGUGUCGGUGCAGACUUCCACAUUGAAUCAGAUUGCCACCCAACUGAAGUAUAAUGAACCACUAAUAGUUUACCACCACAUACCGCCUGAGUUCGACAGUGAGCUACCAAAUUUAGUUGACGUCGUAAACAAUAAGACUAUUGAUGCAUCGCCCUGGUAUCACAUAGAAAGCUUUGAAACAUUGGUGGGUCGCAAGUUCCUUUCCUUCGCCAAGAGUGCUAUGUUCAAUGAUGAUUUGUACAGUGGACUGGUUGCUGAAGUUCUGCAGUCAGAUUUACUGGUAGAAUCGUGGACUAACGGCCCGGGAACUCUAGAUUCGGAGUGCAGCAGAAAUUUUCAGGUUAGAAAUAUAGAGCGGCUGAAGUUUCCUAUAGCGAAGAUGUCGUUUACUUCUCAUGACGACCAUUCAAAGUGGGCAGUUGCUGUCGCACACAAGAUGCAUAACAGUCAAGAUACCAAGGUGGCAGACUACUGGGUCUGCGUGGGAGAUAUCAACAGAGCGUUACCACAGGAAUCGCGCGGUGGAGGCACCGUAUGUACUUCAGGACCAAUAUUAUGGGGCAAUUUCGCUCACCUUAUCGAGUCUGUACAAACAUGUACUUAACUAUUAUUAUAAGAUUAAUCUAAAGCGGUCUCUAGAUUGAAUUAACAUGCUAUAAUAAUAUCAAUUAUUAAGCCAAUUUGUAAAUACGGAUUAUAUUUCUUUUUAAAUUUAUGACCUUUUUACGCUGGUGGUCUUUACACGCAA
This is a messenger RNA of Diatraea saccharalis (sugarcane borer), 1635 nucleotides long. The record is from the annotation of a GenBank genome assembly. Lineage: Eukaryota; Metazoa; Arthropoda; Insecta; Lepidoptera; Crambidae.